UGUAAUGGUGAAUUGGGGGAGGAUACUGAAUAUAUUAAAAGGCCAAAAACUCCACAGGAGUACUAUUCAUUUGAUUUUUGUAUCAAUACUCUGACGUAAAAGCGAUACAAUACAUCGUGGUAUCAUUAUACUGUAAUAGAUAAUCCUUAUUUGCCACAUGCUGCUUGUCACUAUACAUCGCUUGGAUGGAUUGAGCAGCAAGCUGUUUUAUUUAUGAUAAAUAAAGAAUAUUUUUGAGAUGACAUAAGUGAAAUGGGAGAAAUUCCAGUGCCGCAUUGAAGAAUUUAUUUAGGUUUAUCAAAUUGUCCAAAUUUAUAAAUCUUUACAAUAAAACUCCAUAUUUUUUUUUGCAUAUCUACCUCAUUGUUCCUCGUAUUUUGAUGGUUUCAAACCAUUCCAACAUUGAAUGGUUCAACACAGAGCCACUUUAAACCUUUUUUUCCUCACAUUCCAAUACCACAUUUGUAAAAUUCUCCAAUCAAGAGAUGGUUUCCAUAUUUACCUCCUCUCACGUUUCUUGAGGAAUUCAAAAGAUUCCAACUUCAAACAGCAGUUUGUUCGUUCAUUCUGAACGUCCAGUUUGACUAUUUAUCUAAUUUGCCAAUUCCCAAGUCUCUACAAUAACAUUUCAAUUUAAGAGACAUAAACUGCUACGUUCUCUAUUCCAGCCGUUCACUCAAUUGCACAGGAUUUUAAUUUAGCAUCGGCUCUUAAGCAGUCGCACAAUUUCAAGAGAAAUUGCCUUCCUUAUUUCUAAUAUGCUCUGUUUUGUUUGUUGUGGAUUCGUUUAUGGCACUUGAGUAACGAUUAUGUAAACUUUGAAGUCCAAAUAAGAAGUGAACAUUGUUACGGAGGACUGCCAAACAUCAGGGGUCACCCUCUUUGGCCACCCCGCUCGACAUAUCUCCACUUUCCUGCUCCGGAGGAUUCCUGCGUGGCUGCGUCUCCUCUUAUCAGCUCCCUUUGGUGACACAUAUACAGCAGCCGUGUAUCCAUGUAAGGGUCUGCACUCCCACCACAGGUUAUUAUAGGAGGUGGGGGAUGAUAACAGGCUGCGUAUAAAACCCACCCCGGCAUAGGGCCUCGGCUGGGACACCGCACGGGAUUUCGCGGACAUGGCAAGUAAAAAAGCGUCCAAUAAGAGACAGAGGGGAGCGCAGAAGUCUUGUUCCAAUGUCUUCUCCAUGUUCGAGCAGUCCCAGAUACAAGAAUUCAAGGAGGCUUUUGGCUGCAUUGACCAGGACAGAGAUGGCGUUAUUAAAAAACAAGACCUGAAGGAGACCUACGCACAGCUGGGAAAGCUCAAUGUGAAGGAAGAAGAGCUGGAUGAGAUGUUGAACGAGGGCAAAGGCCCCAUCAACUUCACCGUCUUCUUGUCUCUCUUUGGCGAGAAACUCAACGGGACCGAUCCGGAAGACACCAUCCUCGCCGCCUUCAAGCUUUUCGAUCCCAAUGCGACAGGCUUCGUCAACAAAGAAGAAUUUAGACGAUUAUUGCUGAACCAGGCUGACAAAUUCACACCCGAGGAGGUGGAUCAGGCUUUUGCGCUCGCUCCCAUCGACCCGACAGGAAACAUCGACUACAAGUCCCUCUGCUACAUCAUCACGCACGGAGACGAGAAGGAAGAGUCCUGAACGAGGCUCGCUCGUUGCAACGCUUCCAUCACUGGUGGUGAUGUUGGUCACCAUGACGACACAAAUAUUGGCCCAUCCUCAUUUUUAUUCUCUGCGUCAAGGUUGUCCUUAAAGUCACCCCAAUUUCAGUGCCAGCGCAUUCUACAAUCCCCCUGACUGUUUCCAUGGAUACAACAACAAACCCCUCACAAAAACUCAAAGCAGCUACUAUUCGUUCCUCGCCCAACCACUAAAAAAGACGACAUUGGACGAAGAUGGAGUGCUGGGUCGCAUCCAAAUGAGCGCAAGUUCGAUUCCAGAAUCGUCAGCGUGCGGGUCCUGCAGGUCGAGAUGCCGAUCGCAUCAGGAGCAUCGGGCCGAGUCAACGUGGGGUCAUCGGAUGUACCGAAGGUGGUGGCCGAAUUCGAUCACAGGAACUGCGACUCGUAUCUGCAACGGUGGGAAGGUUACUGUCAACUUGCAUCGGGAGAACAAUGUUAUUGUUGUUUGAAACGUUAACUGGCAAAUCGCGAGAUGAAACAAAAUAGAGUCAACGUUAAUUUAAACCCCAAACUCUUCAACCAAAUUCAAUUAUUUCCUGUAAUGGAACUGUUAGCAUAAUGCUAACAUAUAUUGCAAAAUGUCAUUGACGGGUUGACAAAAUUAGCAUAGAUGUUACGGUAAAUAUAACAACAGAACGUUUUUAACACAGAUUUAGCAACAAUACAAAGAAAGAAAGCAUUGAACACUACUUUUUCAGCACUUCAUCCGCUAUGUGUGAACUAUGACUAUUAAUGGCACCCAGAUGGGGCCCUUAUCCACCCCUUCCUCUUGGUCUUUAUCACGUUGCAUCUCUUCCCACAGACCAGCAUGUUGCAGUAUAAUGUAAUACUACACUAAGGCGUGUAACUAUAAAAGUGUACUUGUACACUGACAAGGAGUGAUACUUUUAUUUUAUGUCCAGUGCAUUCUAAUUGAAUCAUUGUGCCAUUUUUCAUUUCCCUAUAUUUAAGAAGACGGAUAAUGGUCCAACGGUGCAUGUUUUUCAUGGCCUUACAAAGAUGUGAAAUACACUCUCUAGGAAUAAGACCUCUGUCUCGUUUUGAUAAACGCAUGAGCCUCCAAUAGUUACUGUCUCUGACCCCAUUGACCUCGGAUGUCCUUCAAAAUCAAAGACCAGUUGAAAAUGUACUACUUGGACCUAACAUAAUUUAUAUGAAGAUCACAUGACGUAUACCCGGCAACCUAGUGGUUAAAAUGUCUGCCUCACGGUCAAGACAUUCUGUGUUUGAAUCUCAGCACAGGCCCGGGCUUCCGACUACAUUCCAAAGUUCAUGCAUGCCGGGUUCCUUGAAGACCAGAGAGGGGCACUGGGCGGUUCAGGCACAGUGUUAAGGGGGCACUGCCCCGCCCCGUGGAACAGGGGUGUCAAACUCGGAGGGCCGUUCUGACUGAAGCAAUGUAAAUCUUUCACCUCAUUAUAUUUACACAUAAAAUGUAUUAAUUAGUUUUGGAAUCAGAAAUCAAGGCUAAUGGCUUAUGAGCUAUUGUUGAUGUUAUAACACAAAACUGCUUGCAAUGUCUCAACAUCACUUAUGAUAUGACAAUUUGAAAUUUUGGUACAGAUUUUAAUAAAAAUCAUGGAAGUUGACACACGUGA
Molecule: messenger RNA, 3273 nt
Organism: Syngnathoides biaculeatus (alligator pipefish)
Lineage: Eukaryota; Metazoa; Chordata; Actinopteri; Syngnathiformes; Syngnathidae
Gene: myl7
Product: myosin, light chain 7, regulatory
Exons: 8
Coding region: 1116-1634 (172 amino acids)
Biological process (GO): heart contraction; cardiac muscle tissue development
Cellular component (GO): cytoplasm; myofibril
Molecular function (GO): calcium ion binding
Source: RefSeq, a predicted model, not a curated record